CUCUCAGUCUCAGUUCUGCCGCCGGAGCGGAAGGCUUCAGACUCUCUGAACCAGAACCAGAGAGAGAAAGGAGUGGCCAUGGCGGUGGACAAAGGCAAGCAUCAGGAGGAAGCUUACAAACGCUUCUGCAAAAUCAUACUCGGCUGGGACUAUUUCCGCCUCCUCAAACAUUGUAGUAAGAACGCCAAAAAUGCAGAAUCGGACUUGAAGGAAGUGAAGGAUACGUACAAGGAUGUUGAUGAUUAUUUAGGUACAUUUGAGCCACUUUUGCUCGAGGAAGUUAAAGCGCAGAUCGUUCAAAGGAAAGAUGAAGAAGAGCCUCCGGAGUGGAAGCUAAGGCUGGUUAUGAAAUGCAGCGAGGAAGAUGGAUUUCACUGUCCAUUUGUUACGUAUGAAGCAGGCGGAGAGGAAUCAGUAUCACAGAAUGAUCUCCUGCUGCUUUCAAAAGAGGAGAUUAAAGAGGGAAGCAAAAAACUCCCAGCAACAUAUGCAUUUGCAUUGGUGGAGCAUAGAGAAAAACAUCUCCUUAAGCUCAGAACGUACUUAGGAGGAGAGUUCGUGCAAAUCUAUCCUGAUGUUGAAAAAUAUUCUGAGAGAUUGGCAAGUAUGCCAGCUAUUUUUACUUCCACUGCCCCUUCACUAGAAAGAAGAUUGUACAGUUUAAAGAUUUGCAGUUUAUCAACCAUUGUCCGUGAGUACAUAGCUUUGCGUUCAAUUGGCUCUCUUCCUUUCAAGGAUUUAAUAUUAAUGGCUUCUGAAAAAAAUACUGGCUCUAAUUAUCAAGCCUGGAAAAUUUCUGGAUCCUUGCAUGAUUAUCUUGAUGAGAAUCUUAACAAGUCUCAAAAGGAAGCUAUUGAUGCUGGUCUAUCUCGUAAAACUUUUAUUCUGAUACAGGGCCCCCCAGGAACAGGAAAAACACAGACAAUCCUUGGACUUCUUAGUGCCAUUUUGCAUGCAACUCCAGCAAGAAUACACUCCAAGGCUGGAUUGGGGGAAAUACACCGUGGGCCAGAACGACCCCUUCAAGAAAAAUAUAAGCAUUGGGAACAGGCUUCUCCGUGGCUAUUUGGUGCUAAUCCCAGAGACAUUAUUAUGCCUAUGGAUGGUGAUGAUGGUUUCUUUCCUACCUCUGGAAAUGAGUUGAAACCAGAAGUUGUUAAUUCAAGUCGAAAAUAUCGUGUACGGGUGCUGGUAUGUGCCCCAUCAAACUCUGCUCUUGAUGAGAUUGUAUUUCGCCUUCUAAAAACUGGUGUUCGCGAUGAAAAUGUUCGUUCAUAUACUCCAAAAGUUGUGCGCAUUGGUCUUAAACCACACCAUUCGGUUGAGACUGUCUCGUUGGAUUACCUUGUUAAUCAGAAGCGAGACUUCGCUGGUGAUAAACAGAAACAAGGAGCCACGGGAAGGGAUGUGGAUAGUGUUCGUGCCACAAUCUUGGAUGAAGCUGUGAUUGUCUUCUCCACCCUCAGCUUUAGUGGUUCAGCCGUUCUCACUAAAAUUAAUUCUGGCUUUGAUAUUGUUAUAAUAGAUGAAGCUGCCCAAGCUGUGGAACCUGCAACUCUAGUUCCUCUAGCAAGUGGAUGCAAACAAGUGUUUUUGAUUGGCGAUCCAGUUCAACUGCCUGCUACUGUAAUUUCUCCCAUUGCUGAGAAAUUCGGCUAUGGAACAAGUUUGUUCAAGAGAUUUCAAAGGGCUGGUUAUCCAGUUACUAUGCUUAAGACCCAGUAUCGAAUGCAUCCCGAGAUUAGAAGCUUUCCUUCAAAGGAGUUCUACAAUGAGGUGCUAGAGGAUGGAUCUGAUGUUCAAGAUCAGACAACUCGUGAUUGGCACAAAUUUCGAUGUUUUGGACCAUUUUGCUUCUUUGAUAUACAUGAAGGAAAAGAGUCACAGCCAUCAGGAAGUGGUUCUUGGGCAAAUGAGGAUGAGGUUGAGUUUGCUUUAGUCAUGUAUCAUAAAUUUAUAACCAUGUUUCAAGAGGUUAAGUCAAGCUCUCAGCUAGCAAUUAUAAGCCCCUACAGACAUCAAGUAAAGCUUUUUCAAGAGCGAUUUCAGGAUACUUUUGGGGUGGAGUCAGAAAAAGUUGUUGAUAUUGGUACAGUCGAUGGUUUCCAGGGGCGAGAGAAGGAUGUUGUGAUAUUUUCCUGUGUUAGGGCAAACAAAAGUACUGGAAUAGGCUUUGUGUCUGAUUUUCGGCGAAUGAAUGUGGGAAUCACCAGAGCGAAGUCUUCUGUACUGGUACUAGGUUCAGCCUCAACUUUGAGGCGUGAUGAACACUGGAAAAACUUGAUAGAAAGUGCUGAGGAGCGAGGAUGUUUCUUUAAGGUCUCCAGGCCGUUUGUUUCAUUUUUCAGCGAUGAAAAUUUGGAGUCUAUGAUGGAGAAGGAUGGGGAUACACCAAUGCCAGACGGGAUUGGCGCUGAUGAUAUUGAAAAUAAUGCACAGGAGAACAAUGCUGCGGAUGCUGACCGAGGGGCACCAGAUGACUAUGGUGAUGGGGAUGGAGAAAUGUAUGAUGGAGGCUUUGAUGAAGACUAGCAUGCCGGUUUGCUGUUGUCGCAAAAGUUUUGGUUGCUUUAUAGAUUAUUCAUUGCUAAUUCAAAAUUUGAAUUUGUAAAACUGAAGAAGAUAAGAAUUAAGAAUGCGGAAAAUCAGUACGUUAUGGUGCUCAAGACGUCUUGAUUUUGAUAUUUAUUAUAAAAACUAAUAUAUAAC
Molecule: messenger RNA, 2709 nt
Organism: Rubroshorea leprosula
Lineage: Eukaryota; Viridiplantae; Streptophyta; Magnoliopsida; Malvales; Dipterocarpaceae
Source: the annotation of a GenBank genome assembly